GCUGUGCCGCCGGGGGACCCGCGGUGAUCCCGUCCAGCCGCCGCCGUCGCAAACUUUGCGCGCGCCGCCGCCGCCGCCGCCGCUCGUCCCCGGGACGCGCAAGGACUUUUCAACAUGAAUUAUACGGAGUCCAGCCCACUGGUACAAUCGCCUGUAGCAGGUUUUAUGCCUGAGUUAGAGAGUCUUACACCUGUGCCUUCCAAUGGGACCACUUGUGAGAACUGGCGAGAGAUUCACCAUCUGGUUUUUCAUGUAGCCAACGUUUGCUUUGCAGUUGGUUUGCUAAUUCCCACCUCUCUUCACCUCCAUAUGAUACUGCUCAGAGUGAUGCUGUCUAUAGGAUGUACCCUUUACGUAGUCUGGGCCACCCUCUACCGCUGUGCCUUGGAUAUGAUGAUCUGGAACUCGGUGUUCUUGGGUAUCAAUAUUUUGCAUCUUUCAUAUCUUUUGUACAAGAAAAGACCGGUCAAGAUUGAAAAGGAGCUGGGUGGUGUCUAUCACCGGUUGUUUGAACCACUCCGAGUCCCUCCGGAUUUGUUUAGAAGGUUAACUGGACAGUUUUGUAUGAUCCAGACCUUGAAAAGGGGCCAGGUUUAUGCCACAGAGGACAAAACCUCAGUUGACGAUCGUCUUAGUAUUCUCCUAAAGGGAAGAAUGAAGGUCUCCUAUCGAGGACAUUUUCUGCAUAACAUUUACCCGUGUGCCUUUAUAGAUUCUCCUGAAUUCAGAUCAACACAGAUGCACAAAGGCGAAAAAUUCCAGGUCACCAUUGUUGCAGAUGACAACUGCAGGUUCUUAUGCUGGUCAAGAGAACGGCUGACAUACUUUCUGGAGUCAGAGCCUUUUCUGUAUGAAAUCUUUAGGUACCUUAUUGGAAAAGACAUUACAAAUAAGCUGUACUCCCUGAAUGAUCCUACCUUAAAUGAUAAAAAAGUGAAGAAGCUGGAGCCACAGAUGAGCCUCUGCACGCAGAUCUCCAUGCUGGAGAUGAGGAACAGCAUCACGAGCUCCAGCGACUGCGAGGACGGCCUCCACCACUUCCUGCGGGGCUCCACCAGCACGACCUCUCUCCCCGUGUCCUCACCGCAGCAGCGAGCCUCGGCCAAGAUGAAGCCGAUUGAGGAAGGGGUAGAAGAUGACGACGAGGUCUUCGUGCCGGGGUCUCCAGACGCGCUCCGGGUGCAUCAGCUGCCUUGAGCGCCAUCUGGCGGGUGUCCGGGAAAGGAAAGCGAGCAGACGUCCCGCACUCUGCCUUGGUGACCUCCGGGUGCUGUCAGUCCUGCCAGAUGGGGAGUGAAGGAGGGCGGUGGACAGGAGCUGUGUGCUGCCUGUCCCGUCAGGCAGCCCCUGUGUUAGCCGGGCCUUCUGGCUAGACCUUGCUCUAUUUUGAGAUACGUAUUUUUGCAGUAGAUAUAUUAAUAUUAUUUUAGUUACUCCUAAAGCUAUCAGCAGCACAAACACCUUUUCGCUUAUUUUUCUAAGUUGUGGCGCUUUUCUCACGUGUACUUUUCCCUCUAUCGUGGGAAUUUAG
Apodemus sylvaticus (European woodmouse) is the source of this 1531-nucleotide messenger RNA. It is a transcript of the gene Popdc1, whose product is annotated as blood vessel epicardial substance. Gene Ontology annotation, cellular component: sarcolemma. Gene Ontology annotation, molecular function: cAMP binding. The coding region runs from base 115 to 1197 and encodes 360 amino acids. The record is from RefSeq and is a predicted model, not a curated record. NCBI's taxonomy places the organism in Eukaryota, Metazoa, Chordata, Mammalia, Rodentia, Muridae. The transcript is spliced from 8 exons.